AUGGAUAAAAUAAGUAAGGAAGAUUUUGAAAGUUUUAUAUAUUAUCCAUUUAAAUCUACUAAAACAAUUGUUACUGAUUGCAAAUCUGCCUUUUCUCCAUUUGAGAAUAUAGAGACCAAGGUACCAUUUGUAGAUUUGUCUAGAAUUCCUAAAGAUAUUAUGAGACUAUUUUCUCAAAAUAAAAAUCCAAAGGAAAUUCAAGUUGAAGAAUCUGAAGAUUUUGAAAGCUUAUCAGAAGGCUUAAGUGAAGCUUCUGAGAUUGAAGAAAAUCUUUUGACAUUUUCAUCCGAUAUAUACGAGGAAAAUAAGGAAUAUUUCGUUAAAGAAAAGUUAAAAGCAAAUCAAAAUAUCUUGGAGAUCAAAUCUUAUCCCCCUACUCACUUUAUAUGUUUACCAUUUGAUUCUAAAGCUGGUAAUUUUCAUGAAUUAUUUAGGAAAUUUAAAGAUAGAAUCUUAAAGUCUGUGGAAUUUGGAGAAGUUAAUAGUGAAUAUUUUAUUGGAGAAUCUAGACUUCAUCUGACACUUGGACUUGUAUCAUGUGAAACACCCAGUAAAAUUGAAUCAUGCAUAAAAGCUUUGAAAUCUAUACGUGAAAGUGAAGAAUUUAACUCAAUUGCAAAUAAAAUACGAAAAUCUGAUGGUCUAGGCAUAAAACUAAAAGGUUUGUUCAGUUUUGGUAAUCCAGAAAAGACAAGAGUUGUAUAUACAGUAAUUCAAGAGCAUCAGAUAGAAAUUUUAAUUAGAAGACUAUGGAAUAGAAUUUUGGAACAAUUAAAGAGAUAUGAUAUUAAAUUGGUAGAUAUAAACUCAUCUAUAAAAUCUGAAGAAUUUAAUAAUAAUUUUAAACCUCAUAUAACUUUGAUAAAUACAAAAUAUGGUAAAUAUAGAAAUAGUGUUAAACAUGAAGAUUAUAAAACUCAUAGUAAAACUAUCAAUGUUACUAACCUUUUGAAUAUGUAUACUUAUACAAGUUUUGGAAUAGGUUAUACCACAUGUAUUCAGCUAAAUGAGUUAAGAUCCUAUUUAAAUUUACAGAAUAAAGGUGUAGAUAAAAAUAUAUAUAACAGUGACAAACCGUAUAAUUGUAUUUACUCUCUAAAAUUUAUCCAAUAA
Messenger RNA from Cryptosporidium muris RN66, 1113 nucleotides. RefSeq lists its product as uncharacterized. Gene Ontology annotation, cellular component: nucleus. The transcript has a single exon. Lineage: Eukaryota; Apicomplexa; Conoidasida; Eucoccidiorida; Cryptosporidiidae. Gene Ontology annotation, biological process: regulation of DNA-templated transcription; DNA alkylation repair. The record is from RefSeq and is a predicted model, not a curated record. The coding region runs from base 1 to 1113 and encodes 370 amino acids.